UCACUAUAUUAUAUAUACUUCUUCUCUUAAUUUUCUUAAUCAUCUUCUCUUAUAGAGUUUUAUUCAAAAGAAAGAAAAAAAAAAUGGCAUCGGUUGAGUUAAGUUAUGGUGAUCAUCAUUCAAUCUCAACUCUUCAUCCGGACAUAAUCCAAACCCAAAUCUUGACAAGACUCGAUGGUCCGACGCUAGCUUCGACCGCGGCGACAUCUUCGUAUCUCCAAGAACUUUGCACAGAGCAAAAGCUAUGGCAAGACCUCUCAAUGGCUAUGUGGCCUUCUAUCAAAGAUCCACGUGUGGUUCAAGCUAUCUCUUCUUUCCCUUUUGGUUAUAGAUCUUUCUUUGCUGACUCGUACCCGUUCACUGAAGAGACGUGGAGGUAUGAGAGAGUAGAUGAUCCACCGAUGGGAUUGAUCUCAGCCGUUGAUUUGUAUUACAAAGGAGAGCUAAUUUACUCCAAGGUACAAGAGAUGGAAACAGGGAAAGGUAAAUCAGGAUGGUUCUUGACGACACCUUUUCGGGUCGAUGUAGUCGACCCGAAAGAGUCGGUUAAGACCCGGAUUUUAUAUCCGGGUGGGGAUUACGAGGCGUGGGUGAAAGAUAUGGAAGAGAGCAUGAGACUGAACUGGAUAGUGAUCGAUCCGAUCAAGAACCGGGCGGCUAAUAUAUCGAGCCGGAAGGCGGUAUCCGCGAGGCGGAACUGGCUAACGGGCGAUCUAGAGAUAAGGUUUUCGACGAUCGUGGCGGCUGCCGCGGCGGAAGUGGCGGCAGUUGUGUCAUGCGGGUCAGCGGAAGCGUGGAAGGAAGUGGAUGAAGAAGUGGGAGGAGAAGUGCACGUGAGGGACGUGAGGCUACAAGUGGAGGACAUAGAAGGAAAAUGUAUGAAAGGAAAGGAUAGUUUGGUAAUUUUACAAAGGUUGUUAGAAGGUAAGAGAUGUUGUAAAGAUGGUGAAGAGAGAAGAAGAAGAAGAGACAAAGAAAGGUAUGAAGAAUACGUUGUGAUGAAGAGACAAUGGAAAGAGAAGAAAGAGUGUAGAGAAAAAGCACAAGACACGAUUUGUAUGAUCUUUGGGUUCUCUUUGUUUGUUCUUUUGUGGAGUUUUAUUUUGUUAAGGUAAAUUACUAAAGAAAGAUAGGAAAAUGAUAAUGAAAGAGAAUAAACAAACAUAUACACAUUAAUGUUCUUUUUGUUU
This is a messenger RNA of Capsella rubella, 1190 nucleotides long. Its product is annotated as F-box protein At2g27310. Gene Ontology annotation, molecular function: protein binding. The coding region runs from base 84 to 1115 and encodes 343 amino acids. NCBI's taxonomy places the organism in Eukaryota, Viridiplantae, Streptophyta, Magnoliopsida, Brassicales, Brassicaceae. The record is from RefSeq and is a predicted model, not a curated record. The transcript has a single exon.